ACCAUUUGCACGAGGUCUUCGAAGGCAUUCUUCGAAGAGAAACUGAUCGAUAUAGACGUUUUGAAUUUAACAGUAUGCCUUCAAGGAAACGCCAGCCGAGUAAACGAAAAGCAGAGGAGCCAGUGGAAGCAAAUAUCGAUAAGAAGAAAGAAAACCGAGGUGAGACAAUUCUCAGCCUUGAACAUUGCUGUUUAGUCGUUAAUAGUUUGCCAUCAUUUCGAUUCAAAGGGUGCAUGCAGCUCUCAGCUUUGCAGAUUUAUGUUCGCUUGAAACGAACAUUGUAGUAUGUUAUUUGUUUUAACCAAAAUUUUAAUACACAGAUGCACCGGUUUCUCGUGACAACAGAGAUGCUGGGUAUAUCCUGACACUGGGGCAAGGAGAUGUUGGCCAGCUGGGUCUAGGUGAAGACAUUCUGGAACGAAAGAAGCCAGCCUUUGUGAAGGGACUUGAUGGGCUGAAGGUUGUCCAAGUGGAAUGUGGUGGAAUGCAUACUGUGGCCCUCACAAGUGAUGGAAAGGUUAGGUUAUACAUGUUUCUGUAUGGGGCUUAUUACACAGAGGACCAUUUGCAGUUCCUUAAUUACUGGGGAGGAGUGGGGGAAGUGAAACAUACCUCCUUGUCUGGCCUAAACAGGGAUGUGCUGCUGAACAGGGUAUGUUUUUCGGGGUCUUGAGUCUAAUUAACAAUUAUUCCAUGAGUCUGUGGCGGAUAUGAGAUGGUAGAUAGCCAACAAGGUGUGUAGCACUGACUUGGCUACAAUCAUCUCAUAUCUAACAAGUGCGAGUGCAAUAAUUGUUUCAUUAAAAGCGCCCAGAAAAUAUCAAGAAUUCUUCCCGACACGUGCAGUUGCCAUAUUUGGGGAGCAUGGUAUAAUAACCCAUGAACCAUGAUGGUUAGGCCAAUCAGAGCUCUAGAAUUGCAUUAUCCAAUGAUUCAGUUUUUAAUAAAACAGCAUAUACAAUUUUAUUUAUUUUGUGUCCUGAACAGGAUUUCCUUCUGGACUUAAAGCCUUGAAAGUUGGAGGGUGGGUGAGGAGCGGGGGGGGGUGGUCCAUUUGCAGUGCACAGUCUACAUUUGUGGUAUAAACAAUUGUAUAGAAUGUUAGGUUAUCUGAAAAAAAAUAAAUAAGGGUAAUGAAAAAUGGUCUCUUGUUUUAAACAUGGUAGCAAAAAGAAUGGUUUUAGUGUAAAACAGGGUCAGGGUCUGAAGGGUUCGGUGACACACCCCAAACUUCACUUUAAACCCCCCUCCAGUGCAAUUUCUUAUGGAAAUGUAAGAAAAUUUUGGUUACGAUUUACAGUAUUUUAUGUCAGAAAAAGAGUAAGGAUUGUAACAAAACAAGGUCAACUCAGGGUUGUCAAAGACAGCAUGCCAUGUGCAGAAAUCACCAAAUACAACAUGCUGUUGGUCUGCUAUUUUGCUGACUAUUCUCUGGAGCCAUUUGAUAAAAUCUGAAAGUCAAGUGUGAAUGCUAAAGUCUGUAUUCUAAUGCCAGAUUUUAGCAGUUACCUCUGACAUUAGCUUUUAUGCGACUGGCCCCUGAUUCUCAGGUAUGGCACUCACUGUGAUAAAUGGCAAAAUCAACCAUUUACAAAGUACUUACAUGUACUAAAACUGCCUACCUCAAAGAUGUUUUUACAACCCUAUCAAAUUGAACCUUAUUUACACCCUUGGCUGUAAAUUGGACUAUUGUGAGUCCACCAGAAACAAGAGGGGAUCCCACCAGGCAGCCUUUGGCCAAUUCUUUUCCCUGUCUGUUGUAACAGUGCUAGAAGUCUUUGAGGUUUCUUUGCAUUUCUUAAGUGGCAAAUGGCAGCAUACUUGCUGAGUAUUAAACACUUGAGUAUAAUGCUUCAGGGGAACUAUACAAUAAUGGAAAUAUUUUCCAUUUAGAAGUAAUUUUAAUGCAGAGUUUUGAAGGUUUUGAUGUUAUUUGUAUAGUCUUAGAAAACAGUGGAAAACUAGCUUGGGUGAAUUUAUUAUUUUAGAUAACUAAAAGUAAAAUUAAAAAGUGUCUCACUCCUCACAAAUGAAAACAUAAUUGGCCAUAAAAACUGACCCCUUUCUAGUGCCUUUUCUUUUGUGCAUGUAGCUUAUAGUUCUGGACCAUCUUUGUUUUGCAAGAAAACCCUCUUUUCUCUUGUUCCUUAACAUAGGUCUACACAUGGGGCUGUAAUGAUGAGGGAGGCCUUGGCCGUGUCACAUCAAGUGAUAAUGGUGAGGAGUUUACCGCUGGUAUUGUUCAAGACAUGGAAAGUGUCAAGGUUGUCAUGGUGUCUGCAGGAGACAGCCACACAAUGGCUUUGUCGGAUAAAGGAACUGUCUUUGGCUGGGGCACUUACAGGGUAAGUACUUAAGGACAAUGAUCUUUUUCACUCAAAAUUUACUAGUUGAAAUAUAUUUGUCUGUGCUCUGGCAGCUUUCUGCCGCCAGUGGUAAAAAAAGAUAAAGAAAAGGCACGCCACCCUGAAUUCUUUUUUCUGCAUUACUGAAUAGGGUUCUUAAAACCUUGAGGUCAGUCUGAGUCUCAGCAAAAUCAAAACCAGCUCCGAGAUCCUCCUUCCCCAAUUAUAUGGAGAUUAAUGAAUUAGAUUAAUCGUAGGACAAAAAUUAAAUUGCAAUGUCAGUGUUUUUACGGUAAUGUAGUGUUUGUUAUUUUUUCUGCAGUGUUGCAGUCCCCCAAUGUCCCUCUCAUUUUGGAAAACUAAAUUUUGAAUGUUACUUGUCAAAUGGGCAAGUGGCAUAGAAAAAAAUUUUUGUCUUGCUUAAAUCCAACUUGUUGGGUUUCCCAUUCCAGGAUGCAAGUGGACAGGUUGGCUUACAAGUAGAUGGCAUCAAACACAAACCCACCGUGAUCUUGGCUCUGCAAAACAACCCGGUAAUGAAAAUAGCAUCUGGGAAUGAUCACACUGCAGCCCUGACAAAGAAUGGCAAUAUUUUUACCUGGGGAUGUGCCGAGCAAGGACAGUUGGGCAGAAUAAUGGGUUGUUUUACCAGUCGAGGCGGAAGGCGGGGUCUUCAGUACAUUCUCAAUCCAAAACAAGUCAGAGACAGGAAAAAACUUAAAUUUAAAGAUGUUUUCUGUGGGAGCUAUUCAACUUUUGCAGUUGCUGAAGAUGACUCCGUCUACGCUUGGGGCUUGAACAACUACGGCCAACUGGGAACAGGAGAUGUUGAGACAUUGUAUGCUCCAGCAAAGGUGGAAUCUCUGACAUCUUUAGGGGACAAAUGUGUCAGAAUAGCUAGUGGUCAGCACCACACUAUAGUCCUGGAUGCCUCAGGAAAGGUGUAUGCAAUGGGAAGGGCUGAGUAUGGAAGGCUUGGGGUAGGAGAAGAUGCCAAGGAAACAUCUACACCUGUUCCAGUCAUUGCGCUCGAUAAUAGCCCCAUUUCUGAGAUUGCUUGCGGUGAAGCUGUCAGUUUGGCAGUCUCAAGCAAGGGUGACCUGUACUCUUGGGGUUUUGGAAGUUGUCUACAGCUAGGAACAGGAGAAGAUGAGGAUGAGUAUUUACCCACUAAAGUACAAGGAAAGAAUUUACAGUCUGAUCAGCAUGAAGUAUUAGGAGUCUCUGCGGGAGGCCAACACACUGCUAUGCUUGUGAGGGAAAGAACUCAGUGAAAAUAACAGCAGUAACUGUGCUGUAUAGAAUAAUAAAUUAUUGUGGAACGGAUGCAGUUCAAACAUUCUGCAGCAUAUUUUGUGCAGUAAGUUUUUUAAUUUUCUUUAUUUUUUUAAUGAAGCAAGUGUACAUUAAUUUUUGGACCUUAAUUGCAAAAAUCUGUUGCCUAUUGUUAGUAUUUUCUGCUAAAGGUGAAUUCUCACCACGCUUAUAAUGAUUUGUUCCCUUCUCAUCUUUUAUACAAGUGACAAUAGUUAAACUAAUGGUUGCAAGAAGUACCUCAAACAAACCACUGUGGGGUUUCAUUCUACGAAGGCACAAUUCCUGAGAGUUUGAAUUGGGCCAUCAAAUCCCAGGCAUCAAAUUAUUCUUUAUUCCAGUGUACUCCCUAGGUAUUUUAGGCUAUGUGGGCUGCCUGGCUUAGUUCGUGGGAAAAUCAGUGACACCUGGCUCAACCCUUCAAGUCCCGAUAGUGACCAAGAUCAAUUUUCCCCUAACAAUAUCCAUGUUACCAAGAGAAAUGGUUAUGAGAGUUAAUAAAAUGAUCACCUAAGAGAAAAUGCAUUGAUCUUCUACCAAAUUCUCUCAACACCUUCUUGAAGGAAAUGGAUAGAGAUCAGUCUGGAGAAUUUGUAUGUGGAUAUUGGGGAUUAAAGGGUUAAAAACCAAAGUUUUAACCCAGUGGAAGUUUAUGAUGACAUCUAGAACCCAGUAUUUCACAGUAAAAAUCACUCGCAAAUGUUGAUAAAACAUUGUCUGGUGUUUUUACAACAACUGUAUUUGUGUGUUUUCUUGCAAUUAAUAAUUUAAUUUUGAUUAUGAAAGUGAUUUAGUGUUGGAUGAACAUCUUCAAUCUGUUGUUUUGUUGAAAGCUAGUGAUCUUGAAACUGUCCCAGAAACACAAGGGCCCAUCAAGGAGCUUACAUGUAGUACUAAACAAAAAUCCCGUACUUUUAGAGGAGUAUCUAAAAUUAAUGGAGAACUUGGUCAACCCAAGAUAUACAGAGCAAAAAUAAAGCUUGUCAAAGAGUCUUUUAAGCUGUCUAUUGUUAUUCAGGCUUCAUACAAACACUGUUGAAAAUCACAGUCAGGAUACCUCUGGGCUUCUCAAAAUCCUAGGGAGAACACUUUUUUUUUAAAGAAAAAAAAAACUUUAACAUUCCUUUGGUAAAGUUCAAUUUGCAGGUCCUGGUUGUUCAAAUGUUGGAUGGAAAAUCCACCUGACAAAUUACUCUCCAGCAAAUAACGACUACAGAAACCAAUUUAUUAUUAUGUUAUUUACUGGAUAAUAUUGUAUCCAGGGCCAGGUCUGUUUUAUGCUUGAAUCACUCUUAGGUGCGUAGCCACAUUUAAAACAUUUUUCAACAAGCCACUGUCAGAAACACAAUGAUCAUAGUACCUCUCUUAUUAGAGAGAUUUAGAGUCACA
Porites lobata is the source of this 5048-nucleotide messenger RNA. The record is from the annotation of a GenBank genome assembly. NCBI's taxonomy places the organism in Eukaryota, Metazoa, Cnidaria, Anthozoa, Scleractinia, Poritidae.